AUGCCAUCCGUGUCUCCUGUGGGACCGUCGGCCACAGUGGCACCCAAUGUCACAGCUCGUCCCACGCCGGGGGCCAACAGCAGCGGGCCAGAGAUGCCCCUGUUCCACCUAUUCGCCAAGCUGGACGAGGAGCUGCACGCCUGCUUCCCACGCCUGUGGCUGGCGCUGAUGGGGGUGCACAGUGUCAUCUUCCUGGUGGGGCUGGUGCUCAACGGGCUAGCACUGUACGUCUUCUGCUGCCGCACCCAGGCCAAGACGCCGUCCGUCAUCUACACCAUCAACCUGGUGGUGACCGAUCUGCUGGUGGGCCUGUCGCUGCCCACGCGCUUCGUCGUCUUCUACGGCACCCGCGGUUGCCUGCGGUGCGCCUUUCCGCACGUCUUCGGCUACUUCCUCAACAUGCACUGCUCCAUCCUCUUCCUCACUUGCAUCUGCGUCGACCGCUACUUGGCCAUCGUGCGGCCUGAUGGUUCCCGCCGCUGGCGCCAGCCCGCCUGCGCCAAGGCCGUGAGCGCCCUCGUGUGGCUGGUGGCCGGCGCCGUGACCCUGUCCGUGCUGGGCGUGGCGGCCGGCGGCCGACCCUGCUGCCGCGUCUUCGCGCUGACGGUGCUGGAGUUCCUCUUGCCGCUACUGGUCAUCAGCGUGUUCACCGGCCGCAUCGUGUGCGCGCUGUCAAGGCCGGGCCUGCUGCGCCAGGGCCGCCAGCGCCGGGUGCGGGCCACGCAGCUCCUGCUUACGGUGCUUCUCAUCUUCCUCGUCUGCUUCACGCCCUUCCACGCCCGCCAGGUGGCCGUGGCGCUCUGGCCGGACCUGCCACCCCGCGCCAGCCUCGUGGCCUACCACGUGGCCGUGACCCUCAGCAGCCUCAACAGCUGCAUGGACCCUAUCGUCUACUGCUUCGUCACCAGCGGUUUCCAGGCCACAGUCCGCGGCCUCUUCCACCGGCGCGGCGUCCAGUACCAGCCCAGCAGCGGGGAAGCGGUUCUCAUGCACAAGAGCUCCAAGGCCUCGGCCCACCACAUCCUGGGCGUCACCCGGGCCCUGGCCAAUGGGCCGGAGGCUUAG
Molecule: messenger RNA, 1065 nt
Organism: Chrysochloris asiatica (Cape golden mole)
Lineage: Eukaryota; Metazoa; Chordata; Mammalia; Afrosoricida; Chrysochloridae
Gene: GPR20
Product: G protein-coupled receptor 20
Exons: 1
Coding region: 1-1065 (354 amino acids)
Biological process (GO): positive regulation of Rho protein signal transduction; phospholipase C-activating G protein-coupled receptor signaling pathway
Cellular component (GO): membrane
Molecular function (GO): G protein-coupled receptor activity
Source: RefSeq, a predicted model, not a curated record